This is a messenger RNA of Maniola jurtina (meadow brown), 5326 nucleotides long. RefSeq lists its product as uncharacterized. The record is from RefSeq and is a predicted model, not a curated record. The coding region runs from base 607 to 4707 and encodes 1366 amino acids. NCBI's taxonomy places the organism in Eukaryota, Metazoa, Arthropoda, Insecta, Lepidoptera, Nymphalidae. Gene Ontology annotation, cellular component: endoplasmic reticulum. The transcript has 11 exons.
GAAGAUUUCUAAGAGUCUAACUCCUAAGACUUUAUGAAUAGAGGAGCAAGACGCAACGUUUUCAUUCAGUGUCUCGAAAUAACCCUACGCACAUUAAAGUGUGUAGACACAGAGUGCUUUUUACAGUGCCAUGUCGGUGACUGACGUACACAACUGUGAAAUCAAUAGACAACACACACACAGAUAACGGUCGUGUGUCCAUUUGCGCAUGCCCUAGGCAGACAGCUACCACGACACUUUGCAUCGGCAUUUUAACCAAUUUCGUGAUCGCGCAUUUUUUCCGCGCAUCGAUUUAAAGUUAAAGCCAUUCCAGUGAGGUAGUAGAGGGUGAGCAGCCCCAACGCUCCCCCACUUGAUCAGUAAACAUUGCGUCAGCUGCUUGACCGACAGCCCCGUAAUAAAUGUUUUGAAAAUAUGGCACGUUUUAACUUCCCUUAUACAUCAGCUUUACUUUGUGCAUUUGACCGGAAUCAUCGAAAUUUUUACAUAUUUAAAAAAAAAAUGACGUGUUAGCACAAUGUUGUUAUUCAAUCGUUAAGUAACUGAGUGUAAGUGUAGUUGUAAGGAUAUGCAUUCGGUGUCAAAUGUACGCGUCGCACAGGACAGAUGAGUGCUAUUCUGAACUCCCUCAGGAACUUGGCAAGUUCUGCAAGGACAGCCUCAGCUGGCGACACAAGCGCUCGCUUCGGCGUGACGCCGGGCGCGGAAGGGCCAGGAGAAGGUGGCUUCACGGAGUGGCUGCACGCUAUGCGUCUAGUGGCCCGCCUUCCAGCUGGAGUACCACAACAUUUUCGUAGGAAGCUAUGGCAGACGUUAGCAGAACGGCACUUGACCGCCCGGGGCAUCGACUGGCCGGUCGCCGAGCGGGCCUGCUUCCGAGGCACCGCCCUGCCCGAUGAUACUGAACUUAGUGCGCAGAUCCUUAAGGAUCUGCAUAGAACGGGAUGUUCUCUCUUCUGUGGUGCAGAAGGUCGUGAGAAUCAAGCGAUGCUGCGUAGAGUAUUGUUAGCUUAUGCAAGAUGGAAUAAGGACGUCGGUUAUUGCCAAGGUUUUAAUAUGUUAGCAGCUAUAAUUUUAGAGGUUAUGGAAAAAUCUGAAUCUGAUUCGUUAAAGGUAAUGAUAUAUUUAGUAGAAGCAGUGUUGCCGGAGGGCUACUUUGCUGAUGAUCUGCGAGGUCUAUCGGCGGACAUGGCUGCUUUUAGAGAUCUAUUAAGAUUAAGACUACCCCGCCUAGCUCAACACAUGGAUCAUUUGCAAAGGAUAUCAGACGGUGGUGGCGUAGAGCCUCCUUUACCAGAUGUGUUUACAAUGCAAUGGUUCCUAACACUUUACGCAACCUGGCUACCACGGGAGUCACUACUGAGGAUCUGGGAUCUGAUUCUGCUCGAUGGCAAUGAGAUCCUGCUACUUACCGCCCUCGCUAUUUGGGACAUGCUUCAAGAUCGUAUUCUAUCAGCGCGAUCAGCGGAUGAGUUCUACAGCUGUAUGGGCGGUGGUGUCGGUGCUGUAUGGGAAGCCGGCGAGGCUCUAGUAGCAAGGGUGGUAGCCUUCAACUCGGCGCCUGAACUGCCGCGGCUGAGGAGCCUGCAUAGAUACAGGGUAGCCCCACCAGCACCGCCGAACGCCCCGCCUGUAUAUCAUCCUCCCUUACAAUCUGCGAUGCAGUCGGUGACAAAGCGGGGGUUACGUCUUUUUUAUUCUGAAGAUGAAGGCGACUCGAGUGAUGAUGGAAACAAAAUGGCCUUGGCUACGGUGCUGCCUAGACGUGAAGACCGUGUGGGUGCUGGUGAUAGGUUGUCGUUGGAUAUAGGAGCGCUAAAAAGGCAAUAUGCUAGGCUUCGCGAAAGGCAACGUCAAGCACACGUAAUUUUAGCGGCCGCAUGUGCUCGUCAUGCUGCAGUUGGUGUCCCUACAUCUCCAACCUCACUUACAGUCAACAAUUUACUCUUGGGAAAAAGUGCUAUAGUCAGUUCAAGAGGUCGACGGCUAGGUCCUCCUCCGGGUGCAAUUCCACCGUCCCGGCAAACAACACCCAUAAAGGAAAAACCAGAAGAACUUAAAGACAAGAUUACGGAUGAUACUAUAAGCUGGGAAGAAGAGAAAACUCGAAAGACGUUAAACAGAAGAAACUCUGUAAAAUGGAAAGAUAUUAAAAAGGAAAAAGCAUUAGACCUUACAAGAAAAGCUUCUAUAGAUUUAGACGAAAUGGGAGAUGGUGUAAUAGUAUCCGAAUUAGAAGCUAAUGAAAUGAUAGCUUCAAUUCGAUCUCGUAGCUCUAGUGAAAGCUCUUCAUACUCUUUACGAUCGGAAUCAAGUACAGACACGAGCCUUUGUGAUGAAAAUGAGAAGGCCAGUGAUUCUGAGCAAGAGUUACCUAAUGAUGACAAAGAAAAUAAAGCUCACAGCUUUAAAAAUAAGAAGCAUGCAGUCGUAUCAAACACUCCAAUAUGUAAAGAAUCCAAGGCCAGCCCCUCACGUCACGUUAAAGAAUCUAUAAAUACAUGUUUAUCUGAAACUGAAAAAAAUAUCGCAGUAGAUGAUAAAAAUGUAAAAAAUAUCACUGAAUAUCUCGACUCAGCUGCUGGUGAACCAUUACGUAUUUAUAUAGAUGGUUUUGAAUCCAAAUUAAAGGAUAGCCACAUUAUUACUGGUGAGGAAAAAUCUUGCGCUCCAGUAAGUCCAUUCAAAUGUGUUCGCCAUCACCGAAUAGAGUACGAAAGAAAUGACACUUUUCAUCGGCCAAAUUAUGAAGAAAGAAGAAACCAAAAGAAUGCGAACGUAUCAAAAUGUAAAAAUGUAAUGAAAUUAAAUUCUAUCGAUUUAUCUCCUUGUCAUUGUGUUGUUGAAUAUGGUUCAUCAUACACAAACGAAUCAAGACGGCCUUCUACAUCCAUAACAACUUCCACAAAUACAAGACCUCCAGAUAUAAUCGACAGUUUUACAAUGUACCCUAAUUUUGUUCCUGAUAUUGAUUUAUCAGACAAAGGCAUUUCGGACACUGAAAGUCCACCUGAAAGUCCUAGAUCCGAAAGUCUUAUUGUAAGUGAAGAUGAACCUCCAAUUCAGUUGAAAAUUGAUAAAUAUUUUGAACAUAGUCCAGAAUUUUUUGGAGCGAGGUUAACAGAUCCUAAUAAUUUUGAUAUUCCAAGUAGACGUGCUAUCAGAAGAAAUUCGAGAUUACCCAAAAAGCCAGACUCACUAACAUUGCAAAACAAUCACAAUGAAAACACUUUAAAAACCGAUUCUGAACGAGCUUCUUCCUUACCACAAACUCAUAGUUUUGUAUGUAAAAAAUCCGUAAGUCCCGGUUCAAGAGAAGAAAAAAUAAGUGGUAUAGAAAUGGCAGAUAGACAGUUUAACGAUAAUAAAAACGUACCCACUGAUACUAAACGAGCAAUACUGGAAGAAUCAUCUCCAAAUAAAGAUACACCUUCUUCAAAAGAAUACGUUUUACGUUCUGGGCGAAAAAACAGUGAAAGAGCUCUGCAAAUAAUACAAGAAAACUCACAAAUACUUAGCCGAAUUUUGACGAAACAACACAUUUCAUCUGCUCUGAGUAGUCAGUUACAAGACAGAAAAAGCAUAGAAGAUAUUAUUAUGGAUAGAAAAAAUAAAGACAACGCUACUCUUACAAAACCUUCAGAAACAAAAAUACUUGAUUCGCCUCUGCUUAAAGAAUCUACCUCAGAUUCUUUAAUCGGUUGCAUUAAACGAACUUCUAAAGAUGAAACAUCGGAUAAAAGUGAUUUUCUUAGAGUUAGACCAAUUUCGAUCGAUGACCCAUUUUCAUACGAAGUUCGUAAUACUCCAACAGGAUCUGAUGAAUUUGCAUUAAAAAAUAUUAAAACCCCUAGCAUUGAAUGUCUCGGCAACAAAACUGAUUUGUAUGGAUGGGAAAAUAAGGGGUUUUUGGCAAAAUGCGACUAUAAAAGCAACCUAGGUCAAACCGAUACUCUCGAUGAUAAUUACAGAAGAAAAAAUAGUAAUAUUUCGACACAUAGCGAUUUACAAAAAGAGAUUCGGCGAGCUACAAUUGAUGAAUGGGCACGAUAUUCGUUUUCUAGUGACUCAUCCAAGAUAUCCGUUAGCCAACCAUCCUCAGAAAUAAAAGAUACGUCUACAUAUGAAAAACUAUUUACUUCAGAUGAUUAUAACUAUCCACUAACAACACCAACAAAAUACAAUGAUUUUCAACCAUCCAAAGCAGGUGAGAUUGUCUCCAAAUUAGAAGGUCAAAGUCCGAAGCUCUUUGAAAGUGUUCUAAAAACAGAAAAUAGUAUUAACACAUUCAGUGAUUUUUCUAACAGAGUGACGUCUUCUAUUAGCUUUACAUACGAACCGUCGGUGGAUGACGAUUCCCCUAUGGGUGCAAAAAGUAAUUCUAGCGACACAUUAUGUCAAAUAACUUCGUUAGACCAGGUAUCUACUCCGAUAUCACCAAAAAUUUUUCCAAAGAGAGAAACUCCAACACUGCCUAAAGAUCUUACUGAAAAGAGUGACAAAACUAAAUAUGAAUCAGACGACACAUCAAGUGCUAUAACCUCGCUCCUAGAGACAGAUACCUUAUCUUCGCUUUCUUAUCCGCGUAGUCCCUCGACCGGCUCUUAUCAUCCUUUCCCAACUCGGCCAGCGAUGCGUUUGCCGAAGGAUCUAGGAGUAAGAUUAGGCAUGUAUCCUAAAGAAACCAUUACUUCUCCACAAAAAUGAGCAAGUUCUGAUGACUUAAUGACUACUUUCUUUUAUAUUUUAAUGUGAAUUAAUAUAAUUUUAAUGAGUAUUUUAUACGCAAUUUUGUUGGAGUGCGACUGAGUUUAAAAGUUUAGAUAAGGUUUUUGACUGAUUUAUUUUAUUGAUUGUUGUAAUAAUAAUUGCCCAGCCAGUGUUUUGGUGAGUUUGAUCAUAUUAUUUAGUGCUGUAAAUUUUAUUAUAAAAUUUAGAACAUGUUGUUUAUAUUAUAAAAAGUUCGCUUGACGGCUAAUUUGGAAUACGAACAGCUUCAUAAUAAUUUGUAAAAAUGUUGAAAAAAAGGCUAAAAAGUUGAAGCAAUCCGUAUUCUAUUUGAGCUUUAAUAAAAUAUUGUAAGGAAAACUAAACAAACACGUUGCCUUGACACCACUGUAAUGUUAUAAAAAUUCUGCGCAAUACAUAUUUGUAUAAUAAUAACCUAGUUAACUUGUUUGAAGUCAAUAUAAUUCAUGGCAAUUAACUAUUUAUACGGCUCUAGAGUAACAAAUUCUAUCUUCGCAAAAUAAAAAGCAGAAUAUAAAAGAUAAUAAUUAUUUAUUAUACGACAAUAUUGACAAAUUAAAUACGAUUUGCAACUGCA